Bombus impatiens (common eastern bumble bee) is the source of this 2639-nucleotide messenger RNA. RefSeq names its product cell wall integrity and stress response component 3-like. The record is from RefSeq and is a predicted model, not a curated record. NCBI's taxonomy places the organism in Eukaryota, Metazoa, Arthropoda, Insecta, Hymenoptera, Apidae. Bases 197 to 1270 code for a protein of 357 amino acids. The transcript is spliced from 4 exons.
CUGUGACGUGUGCGCACUGCGCAGCCGCGUCAGCACCCCCUGGCCAGGCGCAUCUGCGCAUUUUCCAACAAAAUUUCUCUCACAGGCGAGGUUCUGCCCGUCCCGGAUCGUCGCGUUCGUUCCGACGGAGCAGGCUGCCGGAAGUCGAAACGGAGAAAACCAACCCCUUCGAUUGUUCACAUAUCGUUUAUCAAUUAUGUACAAAACCGUACGAAAAGGCGAUGCCAGCCUGCAGUACACGAUUCUACCGCAAACGGACCAGUUUUCGUCAUCCGGGUUCCCUCAGACAUCGGGCAAGGCGGGCUGGAGGGUCCUCAAGUACUCCAUAUGCACGUUGAUGAUUCUGUUCGUCGUGUCCUACGUGGCGGUAACUCUUUUCAUGAACCAGAGCGACGAGCGGCUGUUCGCCAGUACGGUGCUGGCUAUAGGCCGAGUUGGGCACAACUCGUCGAGGGCUAGAAACUCGUCGAGGAGUCAGGAGAAAGACAUGGCGAACAAAAGCAAAAACAGGCUUCCAGUAACGACCACGGUUUCAUCUACGGAAGCUUACAGGAAGCAGGAUAUCGAGGACGAGAUGACUACGUUGUUAGAGGCGUCGAACGUAGAUGAACAAGAGUCACAGGAGUUCACUACCACAGAUUCCACAACGAGUAGCACGCAACGUUCGAAAACAUCCACGGAAUCGACGACGAGCGUCAAACAGACGUCCACGUCCACCACUACGUAUAUACUACCGACAACGUGGUCGACCGGUUUAAAAACGUUAACCAGCACCCCGAGUGAAGCGACCAAGAUGACGUCGAGCGCGCCAACGAGGAAGGCAAAGAUGCCAAGGGUGACCUUGAAGCUCAGAGAGAACGAAACGAUACCACAAAUGUACAUGAAGGCUGGGAUAGCGUCGUACAAAAAAGGAAACAUCACUACGAGCGUCUUGGCACACGGCCUAAGCCUGGAAGGGUUGAUCUUCAAGACGCCAGAGGGAACGAUAAACCCCUGGACGCAAAAGUGGUUCUUCACCGAUCCUUCCUCCGACUUUCAAUGGAAGGUACAGUUGUCUCGGCAAAGCUUCAACCGGAUGGCGGUGAAGGUUUACAUAACCCUGGCAGUGUUCCUCACCUUCGCGAGCAUUCUCGUCUCUCUGCUGUUGUACGUGCGAAAGACCACGAGACGCCUGCGUCAAAGCGUCGAAGAACCAGAAGUGGAGGGACAGGAGGAGGACAAAUCGACUUUGUUGGGCGUCGAAAGCCAGGAAAUCGAGGAAAAAGAGUAAUCGUGAUUCAACCAUGGGAGAGCCACGUAGCUCGUAAGAUUCGCAUAUUUUUACAACGUGUACGUCAGUUUAGAUUUAGAUACUUCGCGUGAAACACCGAACGAACGAUCAUCGAGAUGUUGGGAAUACCGGUUAAUAUUUUUCGGGUUCGUUUAAUCGAGCGUUGAAAGCCCCGUUUUAAGGAAUUGACUGAUCGAAUAAUUAUCGUUCUCUUCUUAUCGUUUGUUUCGUUGCUAUUUUGCUUACUUGGUUAUAGUGGUUCGUGGAGAAUCAAGCUCGGUGAUAUCUUAACAAACGUAAAAUUUUCUAAACGCGAGUCACGUAAUUCCUACCAAGGAUUUAUUUCUCAUAGGAAAUAAUUCCAGCUAAAAAUCGUUAAUAUCGUGGAACAUUUUAAAAUUCGCGAUAUUUCCUGAAAUACCCUAGCGAUGUUUUUGUCUUAUAAUUUGUAUAUACCUAGACGUGAAAAGUGAAUUUUCAUUGAUUCCGAUAUGCUCGAUCUAUGCGGAGAAGAUGGUUCGAAAGAUAGUAGCCAGCUUUCGAAGGUUGGCUAGAUGGACAUUUUUCCUCGGUAUACCUUCUUCUUUCUGCAAAUACAAUUGAGACGUAACGCGUAAGAACGACUGAAAAGAACGACGCGGCUUUCGCGUGUUCACAGUCUUAUCCUAUUGCUAGGUUGCGCUAGCGUGUUGUGGUCCGAUUAAUUUUCGCCGAAUUUUGUCUGACACUGCAGACUACUUACGAUCAUUGACUCGCGAUGAUAGUCUUCGAAAUGUUUCUAUUAUAUAAUUUAUAAAGACGUAGAAUACUUUUUCGAAAGUUAUUUUCAUCGUUACUGAUUCUACUCGAUACUUUUUUCUAUUUCACAUGUAUGUAUAUCGAUACAUAUACGAUAUUGAUAUUAAUAUGCUUGUGUCUAUAUUAUAUUUUAUUCGUGCCGUGACAUCCUGCUGGAUAUAAAGCAAUUCCUCGAAAAAAAGAAACAGGUGAAUUUUGUACGAGACAAAUAGUUACAUUCGAUAGUUUAUAGCGUCUUUGUGCGCUUAGUGAUGAUUUUUUUUACUUCUAACGAUUGUGUCCUUAUUUUCUACCAUCUUUUCAACAUGAGUAGGUAAGUAACGAUUCUCAACCAUAUUAUGUCUUUAAUACUAUAAGUUAGGCAAUUUUUUCAAGUACUUACUUAUGUGUUUAUGAAUGUUAUUCGUAAGCAAAUAAAAGCAUUGUCAUUCGAUUAGUCUGGAUGUGACAUUUGGAGCAAGAUGGGGACAUUUCCAUGAACGAUCAUUUUUAGAUAAUAUGGACGUACAGGAGAAAAACAGAGCGACAAAGUUGGAUCGAAGAAUCUAUGCGGAGAACCGUUGAAGCGAUU